AUGCAGAUGUUUGCUGCAGCAGCAGCAGCAGCAGCAGCAGCAGCAGCAGUGGCAGCAACUGCUGCUGCUGCUGUAGCUGGUGCUGCAGCAGCAAAAGCAGCUGCUGCAGCAGCAGCUGCUGCUACAGCUGCUGCUGCUGCAGCUGUAGCCGAAUGGCAGAGGCAGAGGGUAGUAGGCAGCACAUCACUGGGAGGCAAUGCUGCUGCUGCUGCUUCAGCAGCAGCAGCAGCAGCAGCAGCGGCAGCAGCAGCAGCAGCAGCGGCAGCAGCAGCAGCGGCAGCAGCCGCUGCAGCAGCAGAAGUGUUCUCAUCUUUUGGGUGGGGAGCGCUCACUGUGGGGCUGCUGCUGCUUCUUGUUUUUGCUGCUGCAGUUGCUGCUGCUGCUGCUGCUGCUGCAGGCACUUUUUUGCUGCUGCUGCUGCUGCUGCUGCAGCAGCAGCAGCAGCAGCAGCAGCAGCAGCAGCACCUGCAGCAGCAGGAGUUGCUGCUGGAGCUGCUGCAGCAGCAGCUGCUGCUGCAGCAGCAGCAACAGCACCUGCAGCAGCAGCAGCAGUGGGAUUUUUGCUUAUCUAUUACGCGGGGCCGUCGGUAG
Eimeria mitis is the source of this 591-nucleotide messenger RNA. RefSeq lists its product as uncharacterized. The record is from RefSeq and is a predicted model, not a curated record. Bases 1 to 591 code for a protein of 196 amino acids. NCBI's taxonomy places the organism in Eukaryota, Apicomplexa, Conoidasida, Eucoccidiorida, Eimeriidae. The transcript has 2 exons. Gene Ontology annotation, molecular function: ice binding.